Pyrgilauda ruficollis (rufous-necked snowfinch) is the source of this 3849-nucleotide messenger RNA. It is a transcript of the gene GCC1, whose product is annotated as GRIP and coiled-coil domain containing 1. The transcript has 2 exons. NCBI's taxonomy places the organism in Eukaryota, Metazoa, Chordata, Aves, Passeriformes, Passeridae. The coding region runs from base 26 to 2419 and encodes 797 amino acids. The record is from RefSeq and is a predicted model, not a curated record. Gene Ontology annotation, cellular component: Golgi apparatus.
AGGGUGUGGGUCGGGGGGGUUCAGGAUGGCGGUCCCGGGCAGGGCACGGCCAGGGUGGUGUUUGUGCCGUUCGCUGCCCGUUUGGUGUCCCGCUGGGCGCAGGGCGAUGCUCCUGGCCAUGCCAAAGGUGCCCUUUGUCCUUGCCCUGCUUCCCCCCAGAGCCAUGGAGAAGUUCGGGAUGAGCUUCGGGGGCGGCCCCAGCAGGAAGGAGCUGCUGGAGACCAUCGAGACGCAGAAGCAGCAGCUGCUGCGCUUCCAGGCGCGCCUCAAGGACGUGGUCCGCGCCUACAAGAGCCUGCUGAAGGAGAAGGAGGCGCUGGAGGCCAGCCUGAAGGUGCUCUCCGUGUCCCACCACGGGGACCUGGCGCCGCCCCCGCCCGCAGCCGGCGACUCCCCGGACGAGCGGAGCUCGGAGCACAGCGAGGACAGCGCGGGGACGGCCGCCAGCGCGGACACCGCGGCCGGCGUCAGCGGCGCCAGGGGGGACGAGGAGGACAGACCCGCGGCUGGGGGGCAUCCCCAGAGGGCCGAGGAGCCGAGCGGCCCCGAGGGCGGGGAGCUGAGCGCCGGCGGCGAGCCCGAGCGGCGGCUGCAGCAGCUGAAGGCGCAGCUGGGCACGCUGACGGGCGCGCUGGCCACGGUGACGCAGGAGAAGUCGCGCAUGGAGGCCUCGUACCAGGCGGAGCGGCGGCAGAUGAAGCAGGAGCUGGAGGAGGCGGCGGCGCGGGCGCGGGCCGAGGCGGGGCGGCUGCAGGAGCAGCUGGCCCAGACCCGCGGCCGCCUGGCCGCGCAGCAGCGCGAGCGGGAGCGCGAGCAGGGCGACCACGGGCUGAUGCUGCGCGAGCUGCAGGAGCUGCUGCGCGCCGAGCGCGACGCCCGGCACGCGGCCGAGCGGGAGCUGCACGAGUGCCGCGAGGCGCUGGCCGGCGGCGCCGCAGAGCGGGCCCAGGGCCACGAGCAGCACGCGAGGCAGCUCAGCCUGGAGCUGGAGGAGCUGCGCAGGGAGCUGCAGGGCGUGCGGGAGGAGAGCGGCAAGGCGGACCCGCGCGUCCAGGAGCUGCAGGAGGAGAUGGCCGGCCUCAAGAACCAUUUCCAGCUGCAGCUGGUGCAGGAGAUGAAGAAGACAGCCCAGGCCGAGGAGCAGCUGCGGCAGCGCUCGCAGCGGGAGGAGCAGCGCGUGGCCGAGCUGGAGGCCCAGGUGUCCCAGGUGUCCGAGCUGCUGGGCACCUACGAGAAGGCCAAGCAGAGGGACCAGGGCACCAUCCAGAGGCUCAAGGACCGCAUCGUGCAGCUGGACCUGGAGAACAAGACCUUGGCCAUCGCCGCCUCCAGCCGCUCCCUGGGCGAGGUGGCCGUGGAGGAGGCCACCCUGGACGUGAGCGCGCUCAAGGAGAAGAUGGAGAAGCUGCGGAAGCUCCUGCAGGCGGCGGCCGGGAAGGGCCCGGCGGGGCCGGAGGCGGAGGAGCCGCGGGAGCCGGAGCGGGAGCCGGAGCCGUCCCCGGGCGGCGGGGACGGGAACGGGGACAAGGCCCCGGGGGGGCACUGCCAGCAGGAGCUGAGGCAGCUCAAGGAGGAGUUCGAGCGCUACAAGGUGAGGGCGCAGCAGGUGCUCAAGAGCAAGGCCACCAAGGACGUGGGCCUGGCCAAGGAGCUGGAGGAGGCGCGGGAGCAGCUGGCGGAGCUCCAGGACAAGCACGUGCUGCUGCAGCUGGCCACGGACGACAUGGAGAAGCAGCACCGGCGGGAGCUGGAGGCCGGGAAGCAGGAGCUGUUCCAGCUGCAGCAGCUGCACCGGCAGGAGCUGGAGCGGUGCCAGCUGGAGUUCCGGGAGCGGGCGCUGCGGCUGGAGGAGGAGAUGCACAAGCAGCGGGACCGCGCGCUGGCCGUGCUGGCCGAGAAGGACCGGGAGCUGGAGCAGCUCCGCGCCCUCACGCUGCCCCACGGCCCCCAGAGCUGCCGGGACGGCGGCCCCGGGGACGCUCCCGGCCAGGACUCCUCGGAGAUCCUGCCGCAGGCGCUGCAGCUGAGCUCCGGCUCCGAGCCCACCUUCUUCCUGUACGCGGAGCAGCUGGCGCGCAAGGAGGUGGAGAUCGCGGCGCUGCGCAAGCACAAGCACCAGCUGGAGGUGCAGCUGCACCAGCUCCAGGGCAGGGCCCUGGCCGAGGAGGACAAGCACCGGGAGGAGGUGGCGGCGCUGCGGGGCGAGAUCCAGAAGAGCUGCCGGGACAAGAGCAGGGAGGGAGCCAACCUGGAGUACCUGAAGAACGUGGUGUACCGGUUCCUGACGCUGCCGGACGCGCGGGGCCGGCAGCAGACGCUCACGGCCAUCCUGGCCAUCCUGCACUUCAGCCCCGAGGAGAAGCUGAGCAUCGCCAAGAGCUCGGCCCACGGCUCCUGGUGGCUCCACGGGAAGAGAUGAGGGGUGGAUUUUAUUCCCUUUUCCGUAAGAGCUCCUUCCCGAGGACUGACCAAAACCUCAUCCCAGCCACGCCCGCAUCUCUGCAGGGCUUGGGCUCCAGUUGGCGUUUUUAGCACUGAUUUGCAGUGAGGUUGUGCCAACUUUUCCAGCCCCAAAGCCUCCGUGGUGGGAAUUUGCUUCGAGUUGAGACUUGAUUUGAAAACCAUGGAAUGGAAGAUGCUGAGGUUUUUUAAAGGUGAUUUAAAAGCAAUCCCUACCUGUCAGACGUGGCAUCGAGUGGAAUUCACUUGGAUCUUCAAGCUCCAGCCAGGCUGGUGACUCAGGAGAUGAAAGGGAAGGUGGGAAGCACUUUAGGUGGAGCUAAAACAGCACCAGGCCACGGAAAGCUCAGGAAGAUGGGGCUCAGUGCAGGAAAUCUUGGGCAUUUCCCCCUAAGGCUCUUUUCCAGAGCCUAAUUUAACCAGUGGAUGCAGCUCCAGGCUCAUCCAGGAGCUCAGGCUCUCCUUCUUUCCCAGGGAUCCUCUCUGGGCUAUCAGGGAUUCUAGGAAGGAGAAAGGAUCUCCCUGUGGAUGAUUCCCAUCCUGAGGGUGUUGUUUUCCUGCCCCACCUUUGGAAUUAAAUCCUGGCUGCUAAAGCUAGGCCCAGAGACAGGGAUAGGUCUGGAUUAACAUCCCCAGGGGUUCUGGAGCCCAGUCAGGAGCAGGUUUGGGAGCAGCUCCUGGUGCUGCACUGCCCAGAGAGCCUUGGGAAGGAUCAGCCACUCCUGGCACUGCCAGGGACGAGGACAGGGACAUGGAACUUCCCUCCUGUCCUCCUGUCCUGGUCCUGCCAGCAGCCAAACUCCCUGGAUUCCACUCUGGCCAGUGCAGUCCUUGCUGCCAAUUUCUCCUCAAAAAAAUCCUCAGGGAAAACGUGCCCCGGGCAGAGCCUGUCCCUGCUGGGAGGGGGCCACAGCUGGGGGAUGUUCCCUCCAUCCAGGGAUGUUCCCACUGGGAACAGCAGGAUCCAGGUGCUGCCCUGAUGGGAGAGUUUGUCCCAGGAAUGUUUGAAACGCUCCUUAAGGAUGAAAGUGCUGGCUCAGCCAGGGGAGAGCCCAGUCCCUGCUCCCAGUUUGGAAGUGUUGAAUCAAGGGGUGCCUCUGGAAUGGCAGGGAUGGCUCCAACUCUUUCCCUGGAGCCAUUCCCACAACUCCAGAGGGAGGUGGAGCCUCCUCCUCCUGUGGCUUCGCUGCUCAGGCUGAGGGGAUGGAUCCCUGUUCUCCCUCUGCUCCUGCAGAAUGGAGUGACCUGGAAUGGACCCCGGGGGUGGUGGGGACCCAGCUGGGCAGAGGAAUGGGGUGGGACCCAGCUGGGAGCACAGCCUGGAGCAGGGAAUCGGUGUGGGAUCCAGCUGGGAGAGCAGGGAAUCGGUGAGGGAUCCAGCUGGGAGAG